AUGUCGGAAUCUGAGCGCGGGUACGACAAGGUCAUCUACCUCGACUCGGACGCGUGGAUCCAGCGCAAUCUGGACCACUUGUUUCACCUGGGCGAUGCCGUGUUCUGGGCUCCCCAUGCGUACUACCUCACGGAAAACUACGUGUUUGGGUCGACGCUGCUCGUGUUUGCGCCAUCCAACACGGUGAUUGCCGCCCUCGAGAAGGCGCUGGAGUCUCCUCCGCGCCCCGACUACUUUGACAUGGACGUCCUGAAUGACCUGUACCGACUUGACUGCGGGUACCUUCCCAGCCAUUACGUUGUGCUUUCGUACACGCUCAACGACAACGCUGUGUGGUCGUUCACGUCCAAGGCGGAGCGGAUGGCCCACACGUACGUGUACCAUUAUUCGCCAGGGCUGGGUGUGGGCAAGCCGUGGAGCACGCCGCGCUCGAUCCUGCGCAACAAAAACCCCGCGUACGACCCGCUCUUUUACGACCUGUUUGCUCGAUAUUGGGACCACGAAGACGCUCUAUGCUCAUGGCUACGGCAGUGAUCGCAGUGUUCGUAUAGACCUUAUUUCCAAGCCAUCGGUGAAUGUGUCUUGGUCUGCAGCUCUUGGUAGCAUGGCUGGCUGGAAUCGUUUCCAGGGGUGGCGAACUACAAGCAG
Aphanomyces invadans is the source of this 648-nucleotide messenger RNA. RefSeq lists its product as hypothetical. Gene Ontology annotation, molecular function: glycosyltransferase activity. Lineage: Eukaryota; Oomycota; Saprolegniomycetes; Saprolegniales; Verrucalvaceae. The transcript has 2 exons. The coding region runs from base 1 to 534 and encodes 177 amino acids. The record is from RefSeq and is a predicted model, not a curated record.